Molecule: messenger RNA, 1529 nt
Organism: Ricinus communis (castor bean)
Lineage: Eukaryota; Viridiplantae; Streptophyta; Magnoliopsida; Malpighiales; Euphorbiaceae
Product: delta(14)-sterol reductase
Exons: 13
Coding region: 277-1386 (369 amino acids)
Biological process (GO): sterol biosynthetic process
Cellular component (GO): endoplasmic reticulum membrane
Molecular function (GO): Delta14-sterol reductase activity
Source: RefSeq, a predicted model, not a curated record
CUUUUGUGGGGGUGGGGGGUAUAGAGUGUAAUUUUUUCCAUAUUUUAUUUUGUUUUUGUUUUUUUUUCUAAAUUUGAAAAAGAAAACACAUGAUAUGAGUCUGAAGAUGGAGCUCGAGCGCUACACUUCAAAGAGCAGGUAUAGCUGUAACAGUCAGGUUUCUAUAAUCCUUUCCAACUCCAAGCAAGUUCAUUAGAAACUAAGCAGAGUCGAUAACCACUAAACAAAUACCAAUUCUGUUAAUUCACUAGAUAACUUUCACUUACUGAUCAUAACAUGGAUCUGGGUUUUGUUCUACACUCUCUAAUUCCUUCAUGGAACUCUGUCAUUGUACUAGUUAUAUUCUUUGUUUAUCUGGCCAUCUUUGGAUCUAUAUUGCCUGGCAAACUUGUUCCUGGAGUGAUCUUGCAGGAUGGUUCUCGACUCUAUUAUCGUUGCAAUGGGUUGUUGUCAUUGCUGUUGCUGGUUGCUCUUCUUGGGAUUGGUACUAAAUUGGAUCUUAUAUCACCCACUGUGAUCUCAGAGAGGGGGCUUGAGCUGCUAUCAGCAACUUUUAUUUUCAGUGUUCUUGUGACUUUGGUACUCUAUGCUGCUGGUUGCAAUUCAAGAAACCAGGGAUCUUCUCUUAAGCCUCAUGUCACUGGAAACCUAAUACAUGACUGGUGGUUUGGAAUACAGCUGAAUCCUCAGCUUUUGGGCAUUGAUCUCAAAUUCUUCUUUGUUAGAGCUGGAAUGAUGGGAUGGCUAAUUAUCAACCUAUCAGUUCUAGCAAAAAGUAUUCAAGAUGCGACCUUGAGCUGUUCAAUGGUUCUUUACCAAUUAUUCUGCGCGUUAUACAUCCUGGAUUACUUUUUCUAUGAGGAGUAUAUGACCUCUACAUGGGACAUUAUUGCCGAGAGAUUGGGCUUCAUGUUGGUAUUUGGUGAUCUGGUCUGGAUUCCUUUCACUUUUAGCAUCCAGGGUUGGUGGCUUUUGGGUAACAAGGUGGAGCUAACAACAGUUGCUGUCAUUGCAAAUUGCAUUGUUUUUCUGAUUGGGUAUCUGGUCUUUAGAGGAGCUAACAAGCAAAAGCAUGUUUUCAAAAAGAAUCCCAAAGCUCUCAUAUGGGGUAAGCCACCAAUGGUAAUAGGAGGAAAGCUUCUUGCUUCUGGUUACUGGGGCAUUGCAAGACAUUGUAAUUAUCUUGGAGACCUGUUGUUGGCUCUGUCCUUUAGUCUACCUUGUGGGAUAAGUUCCCCGGUUCCAUACUUCUACCCAAUUUACCUUCUUAUUCUGCUAAUAUGGAGAGAAAGAAGAGACGAAGCUCGCUGUGCAGAGAAGUAUAAAGAAAUAUGGCCUGAAUACAGGGCACUUGUUCCCUGGAGAAUAUUACCAUACUUUUAUUAAGAACAAGAUUCUGCAACAGUUGCUGAAUACUUCAAAGUGUAGGAGUAAUCUAGCGGUUUGUGUUUGCGUUAGAUUUUCUAAUUUCUAUAACCGUCUAGUGACAUUUUCACCAUUUUAAGUUGAAGAUCGAUCAAUUUCCAUCA